Messenger RNA from Chlorella variabilis, 813 nucleotides. RefSeq lists its product as hypothetical. The annotation marks the transcript as partial. The transcript has 6 exons. Gene Ontology annotation, biological process: SCF-dependent proteasomal ubiquitin-dependent protein catabolic process. NCBI's taxonomy places the organism in Eukaryota, Viridiplantae, Chlorophyta, Trebouxiophyceae, Chlorellales, Chlorellaceae. Gene Ontology annotation, molecular function: protein binding. The record is from RefSeq and is a predicted model, not a curated record. Gene Ontology annotation, cellular component: SCF ubiquitin ligase complex.
UCUCUCAUUGAGAAGAUGCUGCCCGAGGAGCUGCUGCUGCACAUCUUCCAGCGCCUGCCCAUCGCCUCGCUGGCCGCGGCGCAGCUGGCGUGCCGCCAGUGGCGCCUGGUGGGCGCCACGCAGCUGCUGUGGCGGCGAGCUUGCAGGGAGGCCUUCUUCACCUCCACCAUGGACCAGAAUGCGUCGCUGGUGAAGCAGCAGUACCGCGGCUGCUGGAAGCGAAUGCUGCUGGAGCGCCCGCACCUCCGCUUUGAUGGCAUCUACGUCAGCCGAAACACGUACCUGCGGCAGGGCAUUGUGGAGUGGAGCGUCAAGAAUGCGGUGCACCUGGUCCUGUAUUUCCGGUACCUUUGCUUCUUCCCAGAUGGUAGCUUUGCGUACCGCACCUCCCCGGAGCCGCUGUCCCGCGUGUACCGCAGCCUGGCCACACCCCCAUCCCACCCGCGGCAGCAGCAGCGCAGCCGCGCCGGCGGCAAGGACGCCGAGCACGGCGAGCGGGUGUGGACCGCGAUGCGGUACGACCCCCGCUCCCCCACCGAGAUCCGCUCCCGCCUGCGCCUCCGCUCCACUGCCCCCGGCGCCAACAACCGCCUCGACAUCCAGGCCAUCGUCAGCUGGGACCGAGAGGAGGGGCAGGCGCUGCCCAUGAUGGGUGAGAGGGACCUGCAACCUGACGAGGAGGCGGCCGAGGGUGCGGAGCUGCAGCAGCACCGGCGCGGCAUGUCCACCUAUGUCUUUGUACCGUUUGAGCAGGUGCACACACACAUGCUCAACCUGCCUGUGUCUCAGAUGGAUAUGUUCAUCCCCGGGUGA